AUGACCACUGCAUCCAGAAUUAAGAGCGUUGCUAAAACUCCAGCUAAGGGCGAACACUAUCCUCCACCGACCCCUCGACGAAAUCUCCAGCGACCUUCGGCUCUUCCUUCAUCCCCCGAUAUCAGCGCUGUCAAUGUGUCAUCUGAUCCCGAAUCGGAUUAUGCCGUCGUACUGUCUAUGUACGAGGUAUAUAAUGACAAGAUCUAUGACCUUUUGACUCCACCUAUCAAAUCCAAUGCUACGAAAGAGUAUCGGCGACGGCCUCUGCUCUUCAAGCCGACGGAACAUUCAGCUGAUAGGAAGGUGGUUGCUGGUCUGAAGAAGAUUGCGUGCACUAACAUGAAGGAAGCUAUCAUGGUGUUAGAAGCUGGCUUACAUGAACGCCAAGUGGCUGGGACUGGCAGCAACAGCGUGUCAUCGCGCAGCCAUGGUUUCUUUUGUGUCGAGGUAAAGAAACGAGCCAAGACCGGAAGAAAUCGCGCCUGGGCGGGCAACACCUUGACUAUCGUCGAUCUCGCUGGCAGCGAGCGCGCUCGGGAUGCAAAGACUCAGGGUGCAACUCUCGCUGAGGCUGGCAAGAUCAAUGAGAGUCUCAUGUAUCUGGGGCAAUGCCUACAGGCGCAAAGUGGUAUGGGCAGUAACAGCAAGCCCACUGUGAUGCCUUUCCGCCAGUGCAAGAUGACCGAACUGCUCUUUUCCAAUUCCUUUUCCGCGACAUCCUCCACAGGUGUUGUGCCUCGCCGGAAUGCUCAGCGAGGAGUCAUGAUCGUGACUGCUGACGCACACGGUGACGUCAAUGCGACUUCGCAAAUUCUGAGAUACAGCGCCCUGGCGAGAGAAGUAACGAUUCCUCGCAUCCCCAGCAUCACCUCGACCCUGCUGGCAGAUACACCUUCAACUUCGCAUCCGCCAUCGGGGAUGAGGUCUCCUGAUCUUCCCCACCAGCGGCGAGGCUUUUUCGGCCAUGGAUCAUCGGGACAUCGCAAUUUUUCGCCAGUCUCUGACAAUGGAGACAGGGUUCUGAUGGAGCAUGCUGCGCUGGAGAUUGCUCGGAUGCAAGAAGAGAUUACGAAUCUGCACAUCGAGCUUGAUCACGAACGCGAAGCGAGGGUAUCUGCCGAGGCACAUCUUCUUAGCAUGGAAGAUAGACUGCUGGAGCUGGAGCAGACAGUGCGCGAGGAUUGCAUGGCCGAAUUCGACGCUCGCUUCGAGAUGGAGCUGGCCCGUUGGAAAGCGACACUGGCCGCCGAGCAGGAGAAGGGAGAAGAGCACUGGGAUCGGAAGAUGGAGCUCUUCGAGAAGGGCCUUGGUGUCACUUUGGCGGAAGAUGACAUUGCCGGCGAAGACAAGGAAAACUUGCUGGUCGAGGACCUCGAGGACGAGAACGAGAGACUUCGGCGCGAAAAUGAGAUUCUGAAACGUGAGCUAGCGGCAAGAAGCCCUUCCAAGCGUAAGCCUCUCCAGGAACGAGACGACUUUGGUGGCCGCAAAGCAGGUGCCGGCGUCAGCAAUCUGGGUCGGAAGAUGGAACAGCUGCGCGUCAGCAACGAGAGCACAACCAGCACCGGCAAUUCGGGAAGCCCAAAGAAGAUGCGGAAGUUCGCAACGAAGCGCUGGGAGACGGCUGCUGACGAUGAGUUUUGA
Molecule: messenger RNA, 1644 nt
Organism: Colletotrichum spaethianum
Lineage: Eukaryota; Fungi; Ascomycota; Sordariomycetes; Glomerellales; Glomerellaceae
Product: kinesin-like motor protein 9
Exons: 2
Coding region: 1-1644 (547 amino acids)
Biological process (GO): microtubule-based movement
Cellular component (GO): nucleus; kinesin complex; microtubule
Molecular function (GO): ATP hydrolysis activity; ATP binding; microtubule motor activity
Source: RefSeq, a predicted model, not a curated record